AUGGCGAAUCCGGAAUCUGAAUGCAUAUUUCAAGUAGAGAGUGACAAUGAAGAGGAAUAUAAGGAUUUCGAAGAAGAUGGAAAUGGAAAUGAGGAUGAUAAGGAUCUCAAUAGAGUUGAAGAGGAAGAUGAUGGGAAGGAUUUCAAUUCUGCAGACGUAUCAUGGCCUCAAAGUUACAGGAAGUCAAUGGAUCUUUAUGGUAGUGUAGCAUCUCGGAGUCUGACUUUUCUGGGAUCUCCUACUUUAUCACCAUCAAGUGGUUCAUUCAUUUCGGCCUCGCCUAAAAAUAGACACACCACGAAGAUUAUCACAAGUUUGGACAAACCUUUGUUGUCGUCCGAAGCAGACAACCAACAACUACAAGUUCAUACUAGUUCCGAUCCUUCACUUCAUCCUUUGUCAACGAAAAAGUUAUCACAUCAUCAGAAAUCUUUUAAUAUUAGAAAGAGUUCGUUCAGCCAAGCUGUGAUUAAUGGGGUGAAUCUUCUUUGUGGAGUAGGACUUCUUUCUACUCCGUACGCAGUGAAACAAGGUGGAUGGGUUGGAUUGUCUAUAUUAUUCAUCUUUUGUGUUCUAUCAUUAUACACUGGUAUUCUUCUCCGCUACUGCUUAGACAGUCGACCUGGUCUUAAGACUUACCCUGAUAUUGGUGAGGUGGCCUUUGGCAAAACCGGGCGUCUUGUCAUUUCUAUAGUUUUGUACGUGGAGUUGUAUGCAGCAUGUGUUGAAUAUUUAAUCUUGGAGGGUGAUAAUCUAUCUUCUUUAUUUCCAAAUGCAUAUCUAAGGCUUGGAGGAUAUCACCUAAGUUCGCACUAUUUGUUUGCUGUUAUGGUCACUCUUGCUGUGCUUCCAACAGUUUGGCUUCGUGACAUGAGUGUACUCAGUUACAUAUCCGCCGGGGGAGUUCUGGUGUCGGUUCUUUUGGUCAUUUGCUUAUAUUGGGUUGGUUUGGUGGAUAAAGUUGGCUUUGAGACAGCAAGUACCAAGACAAUGAACCUCUCCACAUUGCCUGUGGCUAUCGGCCUGUAUGGUUAUUGCUAUGCAGGGCAUGCUGUUCUUCCUAACAUCUAUAUGUCCAUGGAAAACCAAAGUCAAUAUCCUUUAGUUCUCUUAGCCAGCUUUGCCAUAUGCACUCUUCUUUAUGCUGGCGUUGCCAUAAUGGGAUACGUGAUGUUUGGUGAAUCAAUAGAAUCACAGUUCACUCUCAACCUACCUUCGAAUUUUCUUGCCUCCAAAAUUGCAGUAUGGGCUACGGUAAUCAAUCCGUUUACCAAAUAUGCUUUAACUAUAGCUCCGGUGGCUGAGAGUCUCGAGGAACUGAUGCCAUCAAACCAAUUGGGGUCUCAAGUUUACUCCUUUCUCAUCAGAACAACGUUGGUGAUGUCUACUUUGCUCGUGGCCCUCACCAUCCCUUUCUUUGGCCUGGUAAUGUCGUUGAUCGGAUCUUUACUGACAAUGCUAGUAUCAUUGAUAUUUCCGUGUGUUUGCUUUCUACGCAUCGUUAAAGGAGAUGUAACUCGCUUUCAGGUAUCGUUUUGCGCAUUAAUUAUCAUAGUUGGCCUGGUCUCAGCAGUUUUCGGAACCUACACAUCCUUAUAUGAAAUCAUUGAACAAUUUCUAUAA
Erigeron canadensis is the source of this 1623-nucleotide messenger RNA. RefSeq names its product amino acid transporter AVT1C-like. The transcript has 12 exons. Bases 1 to 1623 code for a protein of 540 amino acids. Gene Ontology annotation, cellular component: plasma membrane. The record is from RefSeq and is a predicted model, not a curated record. Lineage: Eukaryota; Viridiplantae; Streptophyta; Magnoliopsida; Asterales; Asteraceae.